Pocillopora meandrina is the source of this 3944-nucleotide messenger RNA. The record is from the annotation of a GenBank genome assembly. NCBI's taxonomy places the organism in Eukaryota, Metazoa, Cnidaria, Anthozoa, Scleractinia, Pocilloporidae.
GCGAGAUCAAUUCCAGAACGGAAAGGAUCAAGAUGAAUUUCUUCAACAUUUUACUUGCCUUUGGUAAGUUAACUCCCCUUUGGAAACAACUUUCGAAGUGCCGUGAUCGUGUUGCGCUUUUAACUGCAAAGCAGUCGCAGGUUUGGCAUAUAAUUCAAACACCGAGAGGCUAUAUUUGCGUGCAAGCCUGUAGAGCAUAUUUACAUUCAAAUUUUCAAUAUGAUCUGAAUUGUUUCAUCCAAAUAAGUAACCAUGUUGCCCUCUAUACAGUCUUUCCGAUGAUUUCAUCAGUUUUGAUGGCUUCUUUUCUAGCUUUUUCCAUCGAUCUUUCAGUUUUCUUUAGCAGAAUGUGUAUAAUGUUCGUCGCCCUGAAGCGUUGUAGGUUUACCUAACUCGAUCGUUGCGUAUUUCACUCAAUGUAGGCAAAGUUCCUGUUGUCGAUCCACCAGAAUUUCAACAUUUUUCUUUGUUGUUGAUAACUUUCUGAGACCUUUUUUAGAGGAAUCGAGAUUUCGCAAAUCGGAGAAAUUCUUCUCCUUUGUUUUUGGUAAGUGAUGUCAAAGGAACGAAUCUUAAACUCAGAUGGUUUGGAGAAUCAUUUCGCUCGUUUUUACCUCAAGUUAUUUUGAACACGUAUGUACUUAAUUUUCUACAAAAUGUCACUAUCAUCGAUCUUUAAAUUGCUGGUGAAAUCAACUGAAGUAAUGAUAUCUUUGAAAAGCGUCGUCGAGUAUCUUUUUUCCAAGAAUCCUCGGGCGUCACUUCUUUCCGCGAAAAAUAAAAACGAAAAAUAGCGUCUUGUACACCUGAUGGUGGAUUUCUUUUCAGUCUGUGUUCCUGGCAGCAACAAUUAUUUAAUAAAACUCAAACUGCAGUUUUGCUUUAUCAGCCUCUCGGGAAAUAAGAAUCUACGAAAUUAGUGGCUUCAUAAUUUUUCGAUAAAGAAUUCUCGUCUUACGAAGGGUCAUGUAUGUAGUGCUCACUUCGAAAGGGGCACUCAAUCAUUCCAAAACGACGUGCCAGUUGUAUUUCUCGGCAGAAGUCUCUUCCAAAGGUGACAACAACCCGAGAAAGACCCCUUGUUGACCAGGAAGAGGAGACAAUAUUUGAAGAGAAUGAGGGACACGAGUCAAUUUGUGCAGAGGAGAACUGAGUCAGUAUUGUUAAUUCAGUUAACUAAAUUAGCCAAGACGCCCGAAAGUCAUCUCUCUCGUAGUUUUGUCACCCGAAACUAAAUUUAUUUCACCUGAGAAUUUGAGAUCAGGGUUACAGACUUUAAAUUGGCAAUAAAGUUGAGAAAUCUUUAUCACUCAAGUAGCGGUUUCUGUAUCUGACAACAAAUUCACCGUUGUUUGUUCUAUAGGACAUUAGAGAACCAAAGGUUGCACCGAGCGCAACCUUAAUAUCGCGUGAUCUAUGAAGACUUAAUAUGCCUCGAAAACGAUCAGUUUUCAUACGAAGUAGAAUUAAAUAAACAUAGAAUGCCUGUCAGAUUACGUUUAGCCUGCAGUGCAGGCGAUUUAUUAGGGCACACGAACGCCACAAGCUAGGCUAGAUUAUUGGCCGGGUCGCAUCAGAGGGAAUUAAGAUGUCUUCCAGUUUUUCGGAAGUCAAAGUUUGGAAAAAUUUUCGCAUCUUCCACAUUUUGGCUCAGUAUUUCCUUGACGAAAAUUAUGACUGCCAUCUUUGAUUUUAAUGGCAGCGGAAUGCUGAGGAGGGGGAGGAAUUUGUACCAAGGGUACAGUCGAAGAUUACGCCUGCCCCAGGUCAUUGUUGUUUGGCGAAAUUGUUGUUUGCGUCAGCAGAGAAUGUUUUCACUCAUCGGCUCUACAUGUGUAUGCUUUUGCCGGAAGACAGUGCUUCCUGUUUUUAAUUCAACUCAUUUUGAUUGGUUGCCUGCUCGUUUCCGGAAAUGCGGUGACGGUUGAAAUUUAACGUUUGGGUGUCAAGUCGUAUUUGUGUAGGAAAUAGCAUGGUUUCUGUGGAUUUUGGGAUAAACACUGAGAGUGAUAUUUCAAAUUCACCAAGGGGUAUAAGGGAAGAGUCGAAAUAUCACGAGCCCUGUCAAAAAAAUCAGCUUGCACUGAAAGAAGUUGACAAAGCCAUGCAAACGUGAAAAGCUAUCGAGAGCUUGCAUAGCUUUCUCAGAUUCUGCUAUUCCUCCCUCCCCCCUCGUGUUUGGUUGAGGCUUUUGUAAUACGGGAAAAGUCCUGUUAUGUUAACAUAUGAAACAUUUGGUAAAACCGUGAACAACAUAUGUAGUGAUUAAGUUCGAUUGUGCAGCUGACAUGGGAAAAUCUUAGAUCUUGGCAUAGCUGUAUUGGCCUUGCUACGUCUUGGUUGACAUCAUGCUGGUUAAUAUGUAGUCAACAAUUAAUGUUUCCAAUCGAAUAUCUUAAAUCUGAUUUUUUUUUUCAUAUACAGUUUUUCUCGUCGGAAACGAUGCCGCCCUUCCUAAGGGCUCUUGUACUUCCAUGGAGCUCUACUGCAAUACUCGUAAAUGCGGAACUGCUUUUAUUAAAACUUUGCAAAAAGAUCCAAAGGCAAAUUGUGGGUAAGCACAUUUGAAAAGUGAAGGUUCUUAAGGAUAUCUGUUGGGCUAAGAGUAGAAUUUUCCUCAUAGCCAGGUCGCAUUCGUUUCUGUAGUCUCUAUUGUUAAUUUUCUUUACUAGUCUCUUCUCCAUCUUUGCCUUCCUGAUUUCUUUUAGUAGGUUAUUGCCUUUUGCUAGUUUUUAUUUUAUCUUCAGCCGGUUUUUUUUUAUUUAUUUAUUUUUAUUUUUUUUAAUAGAAGCCAGUGUUCUGCCCCCCACAUAAAAUACAUCAAAACAUCGCAAUUAGGUUCGACUGAUGAUCUGAUGAUGGUUUUUGUCUUGUUCGUAUUACAGUGUGGAGGUUCAAACACUGAAAAAUUGUAUUGCCCGCGUGUGGAAAAUCUGUGUUAGAGUUCGAGAUUCAAAGGCAAAAUAUCAGGUCAUAAAAGGGCUAAUUGACAUUGAGCGGACCAUAACGGAAGAAGAGUUUUGUCCGGAUGGUUCUAUGGAAAUUCCUGACAUGUCGCCAACCGGUGGAUCGAUUUGUUCAGCAUCAUUUAGCAGUGAUGCAAACACUUGCCUUCGAUCUUUCCACCAAAAGUUUGCCGAGGACAAAUCAGAUCCCGCUCUUUGCUCGUGAGUUAACGACUGUGCAUUUUAAACCUUAUUAGAAGGGGGGAGGGGAAGGGAGGUUUGCGGACUAAAAGGGCUCGACACUCGUUCUUACAGCUUUACUACGCAUGCAGUUAUAAAGGUUCCCCCCCCUUCCCAUCCCUCUUACACAACUACGCCCUUGAACCUGCAUUUAUAAAUACUAAUCACAUAUUUAACUCUCUGGUGAUUAUGAUAACAGCGUCUACAUCAGCAUGCUCAGGGACUCAACAUAGAUACUCGGACGAGGCCCAGUGAAAACUUUCCUCUCUAUUAAGAAGCCAGCACAUCUAGUAGUAUGGCAUCACUGUACUCUUUAGAAGUCUUUAAUUUUUUUUUCGAUUUUUUGUUUGUUUGUUUGUUUGUUUUUGUUUUAUGUUUUUGUUUCAUUUAUUUUAUUAUUUUUUUUUUAUGAACGUUGUGAAUUUUGUAUUUUUCAGGGAACAUGCUAAAGCAAAGAGAUGUUUAAAGAACCUGAUCGAUUCUGAUUGCAACUUCCCCGCCCAAGGCAAGCAGCUGUUGGAAUUGGCUUACGGUGACUACAAUCCUUUCUGCGCAAACAAUCGGGACCCUGGGGCGACCGGAAAUGAUCAGUGCGAUGGCGUGCAGGAUAUAUCGAAAUAUCUCAGUGCAGCUGCUGGAAUCAAGUCCGGUGUACUGAAGACGCUGAUGCUUGCUUUCCUUUUGUUGCUCUUCUUUUUCAAAGUUUAAAAGGCUUUAGCCUUUAGUUUAUUUUGAUUCACAGAAGAUUUUCUAGACUUA